Molecule: messenger RNA, 2316 nt
Organism: Lampris incognitus (smalleye Pacific opah)
Lineage: Eukaryota; Metazoa; Chordata; Actinopteri; Lampriformes; Lampridae
Exons: 18
Coding region: 1-2316 (771 amino acids)
Biological process (GO): microtubule-based movement
Cellular component (GO): nucleus; microtubule; kinesin complex
Molecular function (GO): ATP hydrolysis activity; microtubule binding; ATP binding
Source: RefSeq, a predicted model, not a curated record
AUGUCCUCCCGCCUCUCAAAUCAGCUGGAUGUGUCAGGUGCCGACCAGCAGCAGAUGCUGAAGGUCUACUUGAGAGUUCGACCUUUCUCCAAGGAGGAAGUCUGUGACAACGAGGAUCAGGGCUGCGUAGUGAUUGAGAACAGCCGGAUGGUGGCGCUACAUGCACCAAAGGGCUCUGCCACUACAUCGAACAGUGGGAAGGGCAUUGGCUUGCCAGUCAACAAGUUCUCUUUCUCUCAGAUUUUCGGACCGGAUACAACGCAGGCUGAGCUAUUUGAGGGCACCGUCAAGAGCCACGUAUCUGAAUAUUUGGAUGGAAAGACUACCUUGUUAUUCAGCUAUGGUGUGACAAAUGCUGGGAAAACGUACACAAUACAUGGGACUCCGAAGGAGCCAGGAAUACUACUGCAGGUGCUGGACACCAUCUUCCAGCACAUUGGAGGACGUCAGUAUGCUUGUAUGGAUCUUAAACCACACCUUGGGAAUGAUGUCAGGUGUCUGAGCCCUGACCAGGUCAAGCAGGAGAGGACCAUUAAAGCUGCUAUUUUUGCUUCAUUCAAAGAGGAGUGUGAGUCUCUCAGGUUCAGUAGCCCUUCAGAGUCUGCACCGUCCCACCUGCCAACAGUGGAGUCGGUGAGCCAAGCAGAGCCAAGUGGCGUUCAGUUUGCUUUGUGGGUGGCUUUCUUUGAGAUCUACAAUGAGUGCGUGUAUGACCUGCUCCAAGCCACCUCCUGCUCAAAACUCAAGAAGCGCAGUGCCCUGCGCGUGUGUGAGGACAGCGAUGGGAACACGUAUGUUCGAGGUCUAAAGUGGAUCAACAUCCAAAGUCUGGAGGAAGCCUCUAAACUGCUGCGGUUUGGAAACAAAAACCGCAGCGCUGCAUCUACCAAGCUGAACCAGUCUUCGAGCAGGAGCCACAGCAUAUUCACUAUGAAGUUACUGAAGAUCGAUGGCACCACUGUUCAGAGGAUCUCUGAGUUCUCUUUGUGUGAUCUAGCUGGCUCUGAAAGAUGCAACCGAACGAAGACGUUUGGAGAAAGGCUGAAGGAGGCGGGGAAUAUUAACAACUCUCUUCUCAUUCUGGGGAAGUGCAUCACAGCCCUCCGCAACAACAAGACUGACAGGACGAAGAACAGCUACAUUCCUUUCAGAGAAAGCAAACUCACCAAACUCUUCCAAACUGUUUUGUGCGGGAAGGGAAGCACCGCCAUGAUUGUCAACAUCAACCAGUGUGCUUCCACCUACAAUGAGAACGUGCAUGUGAUGAAGUUCUCUGCCAUUGCUCAACAAGUGGUCCCGGUGAUUCCCACAGAGUCUCUGGCUCCCCGUCUGGUCGGUCGUGACGGCAAACCCCUGGUGAGGAACGGGGUGAUUGACAGCCAGGCCCUGGAGAGCUACCUGUCUGAAGAAGAGCUGUUGGAUGAAGAGGAUGAGACAAACAUGUCCAUCAUGGCCCAGGAGGAGCUUCUGAACGUGAUCGAAAAUCUUCGGGCAAAGCUGCUUGUUGAGAGGAGAAAAAACCUGGUCCAGGAAAUUGAGAUUCGCAAAGAAAUGGGAGAUGCCAUGUUACAGGAGCUAAUGGAGAGUGAGGAGCUCCGCAGUCGACAGAUUGCAGAACUGAAAGAGAGCUACGAGGAGAAGCUGGAGAAUACGUUCGAGAUGUACAAGGAUGCAAUCAAAGAGCACGCCUACCAGUGUGCUAUGAACAGCAUAGAGGACAACUACGUUCCUCUCGAUGAGUUCAUCGUCGAGCAGGAGAAAGUAGAGGUGCUGAGAAGCAAGCUGUCGGAGAUGGAGAACAUUAUAUCGAGUAACAGAACCAGUCCAUUACCAGUUCCAAUGCUGGACCAGUCUAUCCAGACACAGAUCACUAUACACCCAGGUAUGACUGAUCAGCUAUGUGAACAUAUUUACAAAGAGAAGUGCGAAAUGGAAGAAAUUUGUCAGAAACAGCUGAUUGUUUCUCUUGAGGAAAAGCUGCUGAAACUGAGUGAAAAGCUGAAGAAGGUCAAAGAUGACUACCUGCAGAAGUCGGCGGAUAUGGAGGUCCUGCUGAGGAAAAACAAUGAACAGGUCAAAUCCAUUGACGACCUUCAACGAGAAAAUGCGGCCAAAGACAAGGCGAUCGCCUUACUUAGGGAAGAACUUGAAAUUGCCAAACUAUCUGAAAUGUCACCUGUGCAGCCCAAAGCCAAACGAGGCCUCCUGGCCAACAUCAGAGAGUCUGUCACCUCUCCGGGGAAGAGCGUCAUCAGUCGAACGCUGAGGAAGACAGUCAAAGAAAAGCCACUGCCAAAGAAAAACCUCAAGAGUUAG